GCCGGAGCACUUAUCCUCACCCAAUAUGGGGUCCCAGGUGCGUGGUCUCAUCCCGAAGAAGGCGACGAGGCCGGAGCGCCGGGAGGGCUCAUCCUCAACCAAUAUGGGGUUCCGAGGUGUGGAAGCCGGGAGGGUUUAUCAUCAACCAAUAUGGGUUUCCAAGACGUGGCGUCUCAAGUGCGUGGUCUCCACUCGAAAAGGACGGAGGCCGGGACAAGGAUGGAGGCGGGGACAAGGCCGGAGUGCUUAUCCUCAACCAAUACGGGGUCCCAAGUGCGUGGUCUCCAUUGCAAGAGACCAAGGCGGGGACGAGGUCGGAGCGCUUAUCCUCAACCAAUGUGGGGUCCCAGGUGCCGCUUAUCCUCAACCAAUAUUGGGUCCCAGGUGCGCGGUGUCAACCUGAAGAAGACGGAGGCGGGUACAAGGCCGCAGCGCUUAUCCUCAACCAAUACGGGGUCCCAGGUGCGUGGUCUCAAUCUGAAGAAGACGGAGGCGGGGACAAGGCCGGAGCGUUUAUCCUCAACCAUCAUGGCGUUCCAGGUGUGUUAUCCUCAAGCAAUAUGGGGUCCACGGUGCGUGGUCUCAACCUGAAGAAGACGGAGGCGGGGACAAGGCCGGAGCGCUUAUCCUCAACCAAUAUGGGGUCCCAGGUGCGUGGUUUCAACCUGAAGAAGAUGGAGGCGGGGACAAGGCCGGAGCGUUUAGCCUCGACCAAUAUGGGGUCCCAGGUGCGUUAUCCUCAACCAAUAUGGGUCCCCGGUGCGUGGUGUCAACCUGAAGAAGACGGAGGCAGGGACAAGGCCGGAGCGCUUAUCCUCAACCAAUAUGGGGUCCCAGGGGCGUGGUCUCAACCUGAAGAAGACAGAGGCGGGGACAAGGCCGGAGCGCUUAUCCUCAACCAAUAUGGGGUCCCAGGUGCGUUAUCCUCAACCAUUAUGGGGUCCCCAGUUCGUGGUGUCAACUUGAAGAAGACAGAGCCAGGGACAAGGCCGGAGGCCAGAGCGCUUAUCCUCAACCAAUAUGGGGUCCCCGGUGCGUGGUGUGAACCUGAAGAAGACGGAGGCAGGGACAAGGCCGGGACGCUUAUCCUCAGCCAAUAUGCGGUCCCAGGUGCGUUAUAUCCUCAACCAAUAUGCGUGGUGUCAACCUGGGAAGAAGACGGAGGCGGGGACAAGGCCGGAGCGCUUAUCCUCAACCAGUCUGGGGUCCCAGGUGCGUUAUCCUCAACCAACAUGGGUUCCCAGGUGCGUGGUCUCAACCUGAAGAAGACGGAGGCGCAUGCAGAA
Molecule: messenger RNA, 1286 nt
Organism: Symbiodinium sp. CCMP2592
Lineage: Eukaryota; Dinophyceae; Suessiales; Symbiodiniaceae
Source: the annotation of a GenBank genome assembly